AUGGCGCCUCACAAGAACGACGAAGUGGACGCCGAGGCCGAGCUCGCCUCCCAGCUUGCCGCUGAUAUUGCCGCUGCCGAGUCCUCGUCCGCCGCCAAGGCAAAGGCAUCUUCGUCCUCCUCCGCUAGCACACCAGCUGCCGAGCGUCAGCCAUUCUCCGCACUCGACCUCUCGGAGCCAACGCGCAAAGCCAUCGAUGCGAUGGGCUUCAAGACCAUGACUGAGGUGCAGGCGCGCUGUAUUCCACCCCUCAUGGCGGGAAAGGACGUUCUGGGUGCUGCCCAGACUGGUUCAGGAAAGACAUUGGCGUUCCUCAUCCCGGCCAUCGAGAUGCUUCACAGGCUCAAGUUCAAGCCAAGAAACGGAACGGGUGCCAUUAUCAUCUCUCCCACGCGUGAACUCGCGCUGCAAAUCUUUGGAGUCGCAAAGGAGCUUAUGGCGCACCACCACCAAACCUUCGGCAUCAUCAUGGGCGGCGCUAACCGUCGUGCAGAGGCAGACAAGCUGCAGAAGGGCGUCAACCUCAUCGUUGCUACCCCGGGUCGUCUGCUUGAUCACCUACAGAACACCAAGGGAUUCGUCUUCUCCAAUCUCAAGGCGCUCUGUAUCGACGAGGCCGACCGUAUUCUCGAGAUUGGUUUCGAGGACGAGAUGCGACAGAUUGUCAAGAUCUUGCCCAACGACAACCGACAGAGCAUGCUCUUCUCGGCCACACAGACCACCAAGGUGCAGGACCUGGCACGCGUCUCCCUUCGACCGGGUCCGCUCUACAUCAACGUGCACGCAGAUCUUGCGGCCAGUACCGUCUCGCGCCUGGAGCAGGGAUACGUGGUCUGCGAUUCGGACCGUCGCUUCCUACUCCUCUUUACCUUCCUCAAGAAGAACGCCGGCAAAAAGAUCAUUGUGUUCAUGAGCUCGUGCAACUCGGUCAAGUACCACUCGGAUCUGCUCAACUUUAUCGACGUUCCCGUGCUCGACCUGCACGGCAAGCAGAAGCAGCAGAAGCGCACAAACACCUUUUUCGAAUACUGCAACGCGCCUUCCGGCACUCUCUUGUGCACAGACGUUGCGGCGCGAGGUCUCGACAUCCCCAGCGUUGACUGGAUCAUCCAGUUCGACCCGCCCGAUGACCCGCGUGACUACAUCCACCGUGUCGGUCGUACCGCGCGCGCGGGCAACAGCGGCAAGUCGCUUCUCUUCCUUCUCCCCUCCGAGCUUGGCUUCUUGCGCUUCCUCAAAGUGGCAAAGGUUCCGCUUAACGAGUACACGUUCCCCUCGGACAAGGUGGCCAAUGUGCAGGGCCAGCUCGAGAAGCUGAUCAGCAAGAACUACUACUUGCACCAGUCGGCGCGCGACGGCUACCGAUCCUACUUGCAGGCGUACGGCUCGUAUUCACUCAAGCGCAUCUUUGACAUUCACAAGCUCGACCUCGCCAAGGUGGCGAGGGCGUACGGGUUCGCUGUGCCGCCCAAGGUCAACAUCACCAUCGGUACGGGCUUGAAAGGGUCGCCAUCGAGCAGCAGCAGCGGUGGCAAGAGGAAAGAGGUGGACGCGGAUGGCGAGGGCGAAGGCGGAGAUGACGAGAUCAACCCCAAGAGGCAGCAGAGCGACAGGAGGGCAUACUACCGAAGGAACCACCAGAAUGGGGGCAGCAAGGACCACUUCCGCAAAUCCGGUGCAAACGCGACAGGGAACAAGGGCGGAAAGCAGUGGUCUCGCUGA
This is a messenger RNA of Sporisorium graminicola, 1722 nucleotides long. RefSeq lists its product as uncharacterized. Gene Ontology annotation, biological process: maturation of LSU-rRNA from tricistronic rRNA transcript (SSU-rRNA, 5.8S rRNA, LSU-rRNA). Gene Ontology annotation, molecular function: RNA helicase activity; nucleic acid binding; ATP binding. Gene Ontology annotation, cellular component: nucleolus. Bases 1 to 1722 code for a protein of 573 amino acids. The transcript has a single exon. Lineage: Eukaryota; Fungi; Basidiomycota; Ustilaginomycetes; Ustilaginales; Ustilaginaceae. The record is from RefSeq and is a predicted model, not a curated record.